This is a messenger RNA of Telopea speciosissima, 1269 nucleotides long. Its product is annotated as sarcoplasmic reticulum histidine-rich calcium-binding protein. The record is from RefSeq and is a predicted model, not a curated record. Bases 161 to 1096 code for a protein of 311 amino acids. The transcript has 2 exons. NCBI's taxonomy places the organism in Eukaryota, Viridiplantae, Streptophyta, Magnoliopsida, Proteales, Proteaceae.
UUUAAGGUUCAAGCUUUUUCCUAGGGAGAAAGGAGGAAGCUUCAUUCUUUGGUUGGCUUUAGGAAAGUCUGUGCUAAGUGCAUCGCAGGUUUUUGCAUAAGAUGUACUUCUGGUCAUCAUCUUACCGAAAUGCAGUUAUUAAUCUGGUUUUGGAACCCAAAUGGAUAGCAAGAAGUUCAUCCAGUUGGUCGAGGAGAAGAAGAAGAGAAUGCUGGAGAAGAAAGAAGCCCCCUUGAAAUGGGAACAGAAGCUAGAAGCUGCUGCGAAGGCAAGAGCUGAUGCUGAAGCAAAAGAAAAGAAGCUGAAAGUUGCGAAGCAUAAGAGAAAAUCGGCAUCGUCAUCUGAUGACAGUAGUGAUAGUGAUAGCAGUGAUGCAGGGAGAAAGACGGCAAAAAGAGCACACAAGAAGCACAGGAAGCAUGGGCACUGUGAUAUUUCGGGCGAUAAUGAGAGAAGGAAAGAGAAGAAAUCCAAGCGAAGGCCAAACAAGCGCCUUUCAAGAUUGGACGAUGAUAUCAUCAGUAGUGAUGACUACGAGAGUGGGUCCGAGGAAGAUCGCAGGAAGAAGCGAUCUCACAAGAGGAGGCAUAGGCACCCUAGUUCAAGGUCUGAUUCAGAGUCGAGUGAUGAAAGUGAGGGAGAGCAUGCUGGGAAAAAUCAUGUUAGACACCACAAACGCCAUCGCCGAUCCAGCGAGGAAGAUUCUUUGUCUUCUGAUUCUGAUGAUAAUAAACGUCAGCAUGCAAGACACCGCAAGCGCCAUCGCCGAUCUAGUGCAGAUGAUUCUAGCUCUUCAGAAUCUGAUCACAAGCGAGAAAGGAGAGAAAGGAGCCGAUCCUUGGGGAAGUCAUCAGAUGAUGACCUAGAUGAAUCAGGUAAACCGAGGAAGCAUAAGAAAAGUAAUCACCGACAUGGUCACCAUCACCGUCAUCACCAUCACCACAAUCACAACCAUAGGCCCCAUCGAAUCAAUGAAAGUGAUCAUCAUCCACAGCAUUUGGAAGAACAGAAUGGGAAGCACUUGGAGAAUGGAGACCACGCUCAGCAUGCUGACAAGGUGAAUGGGAACGCCAGCAAUGACAAUUGCAGUACCUGACAGUUGAAAAAGUUAGGAGACACCUUCUAUUGACAAACAAAUGGUCAAUAAUUAUGCGUUGGUACUGUUAUUUCUGUUUUUUUUCCUUGGUGGGAUAAUCCCAUAUCUGGGUAAUUGAUGUGGAUAACAAUUGCAGUUAGACAUAGACCUCAAUUAAAUUCGGGUUUUCUUCU